Molecule: messenger RNA, 1482 nt
Organism: Sardina pilchardus (European sardine)
Lineage: Eukaryota; Metazoa; Chordata; Actinopteri; Clupeiformes; Clupeidae
Gene: eif1ad
Product: eukaryotic translation initiation factor 1A domain containing
Exons: 5
Coding region: 167-724 (185 amino acids)
Biological process (GO): translational initiation
Cellular component (GO): nucleus
Molecular function (GO): RNA binding; translation initiation factor activity
Source: RefSeq, a predicted model, not a curated record
AGUUCUGCACGUGUGACUGUGUCGCUGGAUUUUCGAGCUUUGACAACACAUUUUCUUUGCAAGGUUUCUUAACCUACUCCAUGUACUACCUAUUGAAGAUUAAAUCGCCACUUGCAACGACAUUUCAUCUACAUUACCAAGCUGGAGACGAAUUGAGACAUUCACAAUGUCCCAAGCCACUAAACGCAAACACGUCGUUAAGGAGGUGCUCGGGGAUUACGUCACCCCGACUGAAAACCAGCAGAUUGUGAGGGUUGUCAGUAGCCCUGGCAACAAUUUGCAUGAGGCUGUGACAUCUGAGGGCGAGAAGUUUCUUGUGAGCAUGCCCACAAAGUUCCGGAAGAACAUCUGGAUCAAGAGAGGUGAUUAUGUGAUAGUGGACCCAAUUGAGGAGGGGGAUAAGGUGAAGGGGGAGAUCAGCUUCAUCCUGUACCGAGAUCACAUCCAUCACCUGAAGAAGCUUGGGAUGUGGCCCAAGGGUUUCCAGGACAACCGUACAUCAGAAGAAAGAAUGGAUGGACCGCAGCGGAAGGAUGGAGGAGAGGAGAAAGAGGAGGACGACAGUGAGUCCGAGGAGGACGACAGCGACCUCUUCGUCAACACUAACCGCACAAACUAUCACUACACAGAGAGCGAGGAAGAUACAGAGGACGAGGAGGAGUCUGAUGAUGAGGAUGAAGAGAAUGUAGAUGAGGAAGAGGAGGGUGACAAGAACAGUGUGUAGGGUGUGUGUGUAUGUGUGUUGUUGUGGCAACACACAAGCACCACUUGGACAUCACCUCUUAUCUUCUCAAAAUGUCCAACUACAUUUCAUGUUGCAAACAGACCAAUCAGCUAACUUACCACAGGAACAAGGAAAGACAUUAAAGUUAUGUGCUUGUAAAGUUGUAUGAUAACAGAUGAUAACAACAUUACUGCAGGAGAUGGGUAUGAUCUCACUAGAGAAUGUGUUCAACAUUAUGGCCAGACCACUAGGUGGCACUCUCUUAUCCUCUUGAGGUUACAAUUUAAUCACACUGAUGGUCAUCUGUAAUCGGUCAGUCAGUUGUGUUUUGCAGCAACUCGGUCAUCAAUGCUUUGACAAUUCUAAGUUGUUGGGCAGGUUGUUUGGCUGUUGGGUUCUUGGAGAAACCUGACCUACUGUAGAACAAGUUUUGCCUGGCGAUGGCAAGCACCUGACUUUUCUGGAUUCACCAGUGUUGAACAUUAUUAGUCACUAGAUGGAAUUAUUCUGUAAAACUGAAGCCACCAAUUUGUCAACAAAACAAUUCUUGAAAGUAGGGUCUAGACUAAAAAAGACACUCUAAUUCAGAGAUUGAUUUCAUACACAAUAGCUAACAAGCUACAGAAGUGUCAUAUCAUCUUGGUAAUCCAUCAAGGGUUAUUAAGUUGUAAGAUAGCAUAUUGAUGCAAAAUAAAUAAUGGAAGGCUUGUAAAAUAAUUAUUGUAAAUAUGAUGUGUAAUAAAAUAUUUUUUGUGUUA